Colletotrichum fioriniae is the source of this 2358-nucleotide messenger RNA. Lineage: Eukaryota; Fungi; Ascomycota; Sordariomycetes; Glomerellales; Glomerellaceae. The record is from RefSeq and is a predicted model, not a curated record.
AUGGUCACAACGGCAGCCUCCUUUGUUGCCUUGGCACUUUGCCAGCUUAUUCGUAUCAGCUGUGCUACAGCUGUAUCCAAUGGAUCGGUUUAUCUCGACUCAGCACGCUCUCCUACAGAGCGAGCUGAUGACCUCUUGCGUCUUAUGUCAUGGGAGGAAAAGAUCGGUCAACUCGGAGGGAUAAGACGACUUGCUGAGACAGUGAACGGCAAGGUCUCAUACAACGAAACAUUGUUCGAAGAGAUCAGGAAGACUCAGAAUGGACAGAUCGGCUUCGGAGCGCCUCAGAAUUUUGCACAAGAUCUGUUACCGAUUGCCAACAAGGUCAGAGCCGAUCAGAUCAACAACACGAGAUUGGGCAUUCCAUACAUCACAAUCGCAGACUCUGUCAGUGGUCUUAUGAUUUCAGGGGGGACUCUGUUUCCUGGCGCCCUUUCCAUGGGCUCGACCUGGAACAUCCCUCUUUACGAGCAAGCUGUAGCCGCUAUUCGGGAUGAAAACGUGGCAAUGGGCACUCGUUGGGUAUUAUCGCCCGAGGUUGACCUUGCUAAAGAUCCCAGGAAUGGCAGAAACGGCGAGAUGUUCGGAGAGGAUAGCUACCUCGUCGGCGAGUUUGCCACGCACUACAUCAACACGAUGCAGGAGAAAGAUGAGAACGGCUUCAUCAAAGUUGCAACGACAAUCAAGCACUGGGUUUACGGCUCCAGUAGCGGAGGUGUUAACACUGCAAGCAUUCAGAGUGGCCUGAACUAUAUCCUCAAUGACUUUGGAGCUCCCUAUAUCAAGGCCUUCAGAGAGGCAAACCCCUUGUCGCUGAUGAUAUCAUAUGCCAGCGUCGAUCAGAUCCCCAUGUCCAUGAACAAGUACCUGAACAGAAAAGUUCUUCGAGAGAUGCUCGGCUUCAAAGGUCUCAUCAUGUCUGACGCCGGUUCGAUUCGCAACAUGUACACUCAGUCAAAGGUUGCCAAAUCGUUUGCGGACGCCGGGCUAAAGGCUUUGCGGGGCGGGCUGGAGCACGAACUUUCACCGAGGCCGCCUUCUGUAUUCCCUACACUCACUGACUAUUCUAACAAUACCGAGGUUGUGGACCUUGUCGACAGCUCUGUCCGAGCGAUUCUCGAGAUCAAAUUCGCCACCGGGACCUUUGACCUGUCUCUUCCCUCGGUCGAGGAUUUGAACGCGACUCUUCGCAGCGAGGAGCAUCUUGGGAUCAACCGCAACAUCUCGCGCGAAGCAAUUGUGUUGCUUCAAAAUGAUGGCACGCUGCCGUUGCAGCGCAGCAAAGUGUCACACAUUGCUCUGCUGGGACCCUAUGCAGACAUUCUCAACACCGGCCAAUAUGCCGCCAACAACGCCUCAGAUUCGUCCUAUGGCGACACCUUCCGUCGUAGUCUAGAGCGAGAGAUUGGGGCGGAAAACGUCAAGUUUGUGGCGGGAGUCGAUAUUCUGCGCACGAAUGAUAGCUCAGGCAUCGAAGGGGCUGUCAACGCAGCCAAACAAGCGGGCCUUGCUAUAGUGGUCCUCGGUUCCGGCUGGGGAUCCUUUGACAACUCCUACGAGUCUCUCCACCGAACCGAUGGUGAGGGCUUCAGUCAUCCUCACUUGGGCUUUCCUGGGUUGCAACAGCAGCUUCUCGAUACGGUAAUUGAUGCCGGCGUGCCGACCGUAUUGGUGCUCAGCGGAGGGCAGACCUUCCUGCUAAACGAGUCAGCCAAGAAGGCCAAAGCAGUCAUUCACACUUGGCUUGCCGGAGAAUUCACCGCUGACGCCUUGGUCGAAAUCCUCUUUGGAAGUGUCAACCCGAGUGGCAAGCUUCCAAUCACGUUUCCGGAAGCCGAUGGCGCGUUUCCUGUGGCCUACGACUACUUUCCGUCGGAUGAUCAGGGUGGAUUCGGGGCGGCAACUCAGUAUGAUUGGCACUUGCCAGAGCUGACACGCUAUGCUCCUCUGAGGUUUGGCUUCGGUUUGAGCUACACGACUUUUAACAUGUCUUCCAUCUCUAUCCAAUGCCGUUCAGCCGGUGACAACGGCACUGUCAGUCAAUGUGACAAGAACAGCCAGGUCACAGUCUCUGCUACAGUCACGAACACGGGACCAAGAGAUGGCCAAGAGGUGGUGCAGCUCUAUUAUCGUCCAGAGUACAGCCAGAUUGAAUUCCCGGUUAUGAAGCUCAUUCGCUUUGAAAAAGUUGAAGUCGCAGCAGGCAGUUUCAGAAAGAUAAGCUUGAAUGUGCCUUACGCGGAGUUGGGUUACUUCGUCGACGGGGAGUGGCAAGUCGAAACAGGGCUGUACAACUUCUGGAUUGGGAGCAGUUCGAGGACCGAAGAUCUGCAGAGUUUGAAUGCAACUUUGGUUUAG